Messenger RNA from Vigna angularis (adzuki bean), 2210 nucleotides. RefSeq names its product putative clathrin assembly protein At5g35200. Gene Ontology annotation, cellular component: clathrin-coated vesicle; clathrin-coated pit. The transcript has 16 exons. Gene Ontology annotation, biological process: vesicle budding from membrane; clathrin coat assembly; clathrin-dependent endocytosis. The record is from RefSeq and is a predicted model, not a curated record. Lineage: Eukaryota; Viridiplantae; Streptophyta; Magnoliopsida; Fabales; Fabaceae. The coding region runs from base 256 to 1893 and encodes 545 amino acids. Gene Ontology annotation, molecular function: phosphatidylinositol-4,5-bisphosphate binding; 1-phosphatidylinositol binding; clathrin heavy chain binding.
CGACCAACCAAACCCAAGCCUAUAUUGCCUGUCGACUUUUCUCUCUCUCUCUCUCUGGUCUCAGGCACACAACGUUACUCUCUCUCUUUCUCUCUCUCUCUGAUUCGGCUUCUUCAGCUUCAGAGAAAUCCAGUUCUAACCGUAGAUCGUGCUUUUGUUUUUGUGCCGAAGAAGCCACUUCUCUACUUGCGGUUCUUCUUCUUCCUCCAUUUUAUUCGAUUCGCUUGUUGCAAAAUUCUUUAAGUGAGGGAGAGGAUGUCGGGUGGCACGCAGAAGAGUCUGAGAAAGGCACUUGGGGCACUUAAGGACACCACAACAGUCUCAUUAGCUAAGGUCAACAGUGAUUACAAGGAAUUGGACAUUUCUAUAGUUAGAGCCACAAACCAUGUUGAACGUCCAGCGAAGGAAAAACACAUAAGAGCUAUUUUUGCAGCUAUCUCAGCUACAAGACCUAGAGCUGAUGUUGCCUAUUGCAUCCAUGCUCUUGCCCGGCGGUUAUCAAAGACACAUAACUGGGCAGUUGCUUUGAAAACUUUAAUUGUUAUUCACCGUGCUCUAAGGGAAGUGGAUCCUACAUUUCAUGAAGAACUCAUUAAUUAUGGGAGAAGUAGAAGUCAUAUGCUCAAUAUGGCUCAUUUUAAAGAUGAUUCCAGUCCAAAUGCAUGGGAUUAUUCUGCAUGGGUGCGCACUUAUGCAUUAUUUUUGGAGGAGAGGCUGGAAUGUUUUCGUGUGUUGAAGUAUGACAUCGAGGCAGACCGCCCUAGGACCAAAGAUCUGGAUACUGCAGAACUAUUAGAGCAGUUGCCAGCUUUACAACAACUUCUUAAUCGAGUUAUUGGCUGCCAGCCACACGGGGCAGCUGUAAAUAACUUUGUCAUUCAGUUAGCACUCUCAAUGGUUGCUUCAGAAAGCAUUAAAAUUUAUCAAGCUAUUAGUGAUGGCACAGUCAAUAUGGUUGACAAGUUUUUUGAGAUGCAACGCCAUGAUGCUCUGAAAGCUCUUGAUAUAUACAGGAGGGUUGGGCAGCAGGCUGAGAGACUGUCAGAGUUUUAUGAAAUAUGCCGUAAUCUUGAUGUUGGCCGUGGAGAGAAGUUUAUUAAAGUCGAACAGCCCCCUUCAUCAUUUCUGCAAGCUAUGGAAGAGUACGUCAUAGAUGCACCCCAGGGACCUAUAGUUCGUAAGGAUCAGUUUAUUGAAAACAAAGAAGUUUUAGCUAUUGAAGAUAAAAAGACAACAGAAGUGCAGGAGGAACGUCCACCCUCACCUUCACCCUCACCUCCUCCACCUCCUCCUGCUGAACCUGUGAAAGUGGAAGCACCACCAGUGCAACCACCACCUGAUCUAUUGAAUUUGGAGGAUCCGGUUCCAGCUGCUUUAGAGUUGGAAGAGAAAAAUGCAUUGGCUUUAGCCAUUGUUCCCAUUGCCGUUGAACAGCCUUCUGCUGUUUCAAAUCCAGCAAACGGAACUACAGGAUGGGAAUUAGCACUUGUUACUGCUCCUAGUUCAAAUGAGAGUGCUGCGGCAGCUAGCAAACUGGCUGGAGGUUUGGACAAGCUUACUUUAGACAGUCUUUACGAUGAUGCACUAAGGAGAAACAACCAAAAUGUCAGCUAUAAUCCAUGGGAGUCAGCACCGGUGGGAAACACAAUGCAACCAACAAUGCAUGAUCCAUUUUUUGCAUCUAAUGCAGUUGCUGCUCCACAUUCUGUUCAGAUGGCUGCUAUGUCCAACCAGCAGCAAGCUUUCAUGUAUCAGCAGCAGCAGCAAAUGAUGAUGAUGGCCCCUCAGCAACAAUCAGUAAAUCCUUUCGGAAAUGCUUAUGGAGCCACUGUUCACCCUUAUGGCUCAGGUAUGCCUGUUCAAUCAUACAAUCCAUAUACAGGUCUCAUCUAGGCAUUUCCUGAGGAAAAGAAAAACAAAUCCUUAAUAAGCUCGAGGAAGAAAAGAAAUGGGUACUCUGAUUACUCAGCUUUCGGUUGGGAAAGAAGAAGAAUAGACUUGUAUCAUACGUUGUGUGUGGCAUAGUUAGCUAGAGUGAAAAUUCUUUUUGAAUAAUUAGCAGCAGAGGGAGGGUUUUGAUUAUAUGAUUUUUUAUGUACAAGGUAAAUUGAUAAUGAGCUUUGAUUAAAACCACUUAGUUUCUUUUGUUCCUGAUUGAUCACUUCAACGCUUUAGCAGAAAAUUUGAUAUAUUGGAAUUUGUUGUUCUCA